AUGACAGCAUCAACUAAGUUAGAAACUCCAUACCAGAACCACAUAGAUAAGGCUGAUUUUGACCAUGUAUAUGAACCAGCUGAAGACAGCUUCUUGCUGAUUGAUGCUUUAGAAAAGGACCUACAAUAUUUAAAAGCUAAGAACCCCACAUUCUGCUUAGAAGUUGGUUCGGGCAGUGGAGUUGUCAUUACAGCUUUUGGCAUGGUAUUUCCAAAUACUUUUUGUGUAAGCACAGAUAUUAAUUGGAAAGCCUGUGAAAUGUCAAUAAGUACAGCUAAGUACAACAAAGUAUUGUUGGAACCUGUGAAUAUGGAUCUUGUAAAUUUCUUUGUUGAUAACAAGUUUGAUGUUAUAAUAUUUAAUCCACCAUAUGUGGUAACUGAGUCACAGGAAUGUGGGGGGAAAGAUAUUACAGCAAGUUGGGCAGGUGGCAUAAAGGGACGAGAAAUUACCGACAGACUACUACACAUGAUACCAAAGAAGUUAGCUGAGGAUGGGACCUUCUACCUCUUGCUGAUUCAAGAUAACAUUCCAAAUGAAGUUAUUGAAAUUAUGAGAAUGCAUGGGUUUAAAUCGGAAUUGGUUAUAAGGAGAAUAGUUAGAAAUGAGCACCAGUUAGUGUUGAAAUUUUAUAAAUGAAAGAUUGUUAAUUUGAACUAACUUUUAUUAAAGAGUAUAUUGUAAGGUUUAACAUUAUAUACAAAUAUUA
Achroia grisella is the source of this 709-nucleotide messenger RNA. RefSeq names its product methyltransferase N6AMT1 (gene HemK2). The transcript has a single exon. NCBI's taxonomy places the organism in Eukaryota, Metazoa, Arthropoda, Insecta, Lepidoptera, Pyralidae. Gene Ontology annotation, molecular function: S-adenosylmethionine-dependent methyltransferase activity; protein methyltransferase activity; nucleic acid binding. Gene Ontology annotation, cellular component: eRF1 methyltransferase complex. Gene Ontology annotation, biological process: methylation. Bases 1 to 639 code for a protein of 212 amino acids. The record is from RefSeq and is a predicted model, not a curated record.